GAACCUUCCGAGUAGCAGACAGGAUCACCUUUUUGCAUAUCUCCUCUCAGACUGAAUCUUUCACACGGCAAAUGAAGAAUUUUCAGACUUUAAACAAACAAUGCUCUCUUUCCAUCUCAAGUUAAUCAUUAAACUGGGAGAAAAUUUUUGAAAUGAAAUGGCCUAAUCGCAGCGGCCGCAGUGCAGUAUUUGCAGGAAAUCAGCAAUUUCUCAUGAAAUGAAUCAUUUAGUUAUGAGAAAUCUAUCUGACAAAAACGCAAUGAGUGAGCCGGUUGAUCCGUCGCCAUCCACGUCUAAGGACGGAGAGGGGACGUCGGGGACACCCUCGUCCUCUUCGCCUGUCAAAUCUCACAACUCCCAUGCUCUGCUGGUAAACAUGAAACAGAGAGGUAACCCAGCUUUGAAAGCAGUGUCAAAUGUCCCGUGGGAAUAUGACGAAAGUAUCCUUGCAGACUACGUCAUGAGUCCAUCGUCAUGUGCUCUCUUUCUAUCCAUCCGUUACCACAAUUUAAAUCCAGACUACAUACAUGAUCGAUUGAAGUUAUUAGGACACAGGUACCAGCUGCGAGUGCUCCUAGUGCAGGUUGACACGCCUGAGCCACACCAUGCCCUGAAGCACUUGACUCGAAUUUGUAUUUUGGCCAACUUGACUCUCGUCCUUGCGUGGAGUGCUGAGGAAGCUGGCCGCAUAUUAGAAACUUACAAGAUCUUUGAGCAUAAGCCACCUGACCUUAUCAUGGAGCGCAAGGAGUCUGAUCCUCAUGCAAAGCUGGUGAAUGCCUUAACUUCAAUUCGGUCUGUAAAUAAGACUGACGCUUCGACCCUACUGACAACAUUUGGAUCUCUCAAGCGAUUAGCUACAGCUCCCAAAGAUACCCUUGGACUCUGCCCAGGGCUUGGUCCUCAAAAAGCAAAUCGAUUGUAUAAUGUCUUGCAUCAGCCGUUUCUAAAAGAAACAUCUGCUAAAAAGUCUUCUAAAAGCAAAUAAGAAAUAUGAACCAUUCAGAGAAUUUUGUACUGUACUUUCAUUGUUGGCAGGGCUGGAACAGGGUUUCUUCUGUGAUAUUUAAAAUAAACCUGGUUGCUGGCGUAAUGUACUGUA
Messenger RNA from Thrips palmi, 1102 nucleotides. It is a transcript of the gene Ercc1, whose product is annotated as DNA excision repair protein ERCC-1. The transcript is spliced from 5 exons. Gene Ontology annotation, biological process: meiotic mismatch repair; nucleotide-excision repair; UV-damage excision repair. NCBI's taxonomy places the organism in Eukaryota, Metazoa, Arthropoda, Insecta, Thysanoptera, Thripidae. The record is from RefSeq and is a predicted model, not a curated record. Gene Ontology annotation, cellular component: ERCC4-ERCC1 complex; nucleus; nucleotide-excision repair factor 1 complex. The coding region runs from base 218 to 988 and encodes 256 amino acids. Gene Ontology annotation, molecular function: damaged DNA binding; single-stranded DNA binding.